AUGAAAAUAGACCUAUCUUCUCUUUCUUGGGCGGGGCACCAAAUUCAUGUAUCUUUACCAAUUAACCAAUUUCUUGACGCUGGGGUGGAUCCUAAAGAGAUACCACUUCCUCAUGAAUUUAUCUUGAAUCGGCACCUUUUGGCUCAACUUUAUCCUAGUUUUGCCGAACGAGCAACCCCUUUUUCCACUUUAAAUUGGUCCAAAUACGCAGAAUUUCUGACUUUUCGCGGAGGACUAGAUCCAGUAACCGGUGGUCUCUGGCUGACUGAUAUUGCGCACCAACAUUUAGCUAUUCCUAUUAUUUUCCUAAUCGCGGGUCAUAUGUAUAGGACCAAUUGGGGUAUUGGCCAUGGACUUAAAGAAUCUGUCUACUCUUAUAAAAAGUAG
Messenger RNA from Triticum turgidum subsp. durum (durum wheat), 387 nucleotides. NCBI's taxonomy places the organism in Eukaryota, Viridiplantae, Streptophyta, Magnoliopsida, Poales, Poaceae. The record is from the annotation of a GenBank genome assembly.